Varroa destructor (honeybee mite) is the source of this 1301-nucleotide messenger RNA. Its product is annotated as B9 domain-containing protein 2-like. Gene Ontology annotation, biological process: cilium assembly. The record is from RefSeq and is a predicted model, not a curated record. Lineage: Eukaryota; Metazoa; Arthropoda; Arachnida; Mesostigmata; Varroidae. Gene Ontology annotation, cellular component: MKS complex.
CUAAGUCCCAAUCACAAACGUUCCGACAAAUGCAUAUAUAUUAAUCUAUUCGCUACAUGGGUAUAGGUCUCUUCCUUCAGUUUACCAGCUGCUGGAAGAAUUUUUACUUUUUUAGCGAUAACCUCAUUACCCGAACAGUUCAUGAUAUGAUUCAGCAAAAAAGCUGCUCCGUGCGGUGGCAGCAGUCCAUUCUUGAAAGAGCGUCGCCAUGGAGGCCGUGAAUCAACAAACGAUACAGGUCGGAGAAGGGGAGACUGUACCAUCGGGAGGAACUCUACUGAGACGCUGAUGCCGGACCGAACAGGAGAAUAUCAUUGAGUGAUUUCUGUGUUUAUGGGAAAUAUGACGUUCUGUUAGUAGCACAUAAGCUAUAAGAGGUGCUUACUGUGUGAGCUAUCUGCUCCAUCGACACUUGUAACUAAAGCUAUGAGGUUCUUCAACGACUAACCAUAGUCGAACGCGACUCCUGGCAAUAAAGUUACAGUAUCUUAAAAUGAUGUUUGUGUAAUCAUUAACGGGAAGAUGUGUUGGUGCUGAAGACUAUUGAAAUAUACCGAAGUGAGAAUGAGCAACUAUAACCAAAUGAAAACUACAUGCGAAGUCAUUGUCAAUAAAGACAAUUGACUGCAAGAAAGUUGAUAUCUAUUCGCCCAAAAACUUGUCACAUUAGAAACUGGAUAAACCCGAGGAAACGGUGUUCCCGGCCAUGGCCAGCUGGCUAAUGUGAUGGCAGAACUCCACUUAAUCGGGCAGUUGCAUUCGCUUGAACUUCAUGAGCCAGAAGCUUCUCUUGUUGGAACUCUGGGCACGUCAGGAUUUUACUGCGUAUACCGUUUGGCUCUUAGCGAGGGUUGGACCCAUCUUGAAGGAAGCUUUUCGGGUCGAACACAGACGACAAAAGAUAGACUUGAACCACAUGCUAUCUGGAAUUUUCCUCUGGAUACACAUCUUAUUACUAAAACUUUUCAAAAUUGGCCUCGCGUCGUGUUCGAGGUCUGGCGCACGGAUGUACUGAACCGUUCGGAAAUUCUUGGCUACGGCACGAUCCAUCUGCCGAGUCGUGCUGGAAGGCACCAUCUUGCUGUUCCCCUAUGGAGACCUCUGGGCUGUAACCUAGAGGAAAUUCAAAGAAACUUUUUGGGCGGAGGUUACCAGUUGACCAGUUUUGACUCGUUAGCCGCAGGAACAGAACGGUACAAAUUGCAGACAACAGGCGUUGGCUACUUGUUUCUAGACGUCAAUUUGAUUCUUCGAAAUCUGGCUAAAUUCGGAGUCCGCACUAGCUGAAAACAGCUUCUUCA